Molecule: messenger RNA, 1302 nt
Organism: Lolium rigidum
Lineage: Eukaryota; Viridiplantae; Streptophyta; Magnoliopsida; Poales; Poaceae
Exons: 3
Coding region: 1-1302 (433 amino acids)
Biological process (GO): regulation of DNA-templated transcription
Cellular component (GO): nucleus
Molecular function (GO): RNA polymerase II cis-regulatory region sequence-specific DNA binding; DNA-binding transcription factor activity, RNA polymerase II-specific
Source: RefSeq, a predicted model, not a curated record
AUGGCGUCGGGGGACCUGUUUUUCAACCAGGAGCUGGCGGCGGCGGCGGCCAUGGCGGGCGAGCCUUACGGUAGGUACUUCGCGAGCUCUGUCCAUGGUUUCCCCCACUUCCAGCACCCCGGCAGCGCUACGGCCGGAGUCCCCGACAUGGGAUUCCUCGUUUCCGGCAUCGGCAUGCCCCCUGCCGCCUUCGUCAUGCCGGAGGGGGCGCUCCAGGCCGCCGGCUACGGCGCUCCACCGGCCGUUCCCGUGGAGAUCCCGGCUGCUGGUGGGGAGCAGAUGCCUGCACUGACGCACGCCGGACCGGUCGCGCCGUGCAGAGGAGUGUGGACGGAUGAAGAGGACGAAAUUCUCAAGAAGAUGGUGGCGGAACUUGGAGACCGGAAAUGGGCGGCGAUUGCGCACCACCUCCCGGGCCGGAUCGGCAAGCAGUGCCGUGAGAGAUGGACCAAUCACCUGCGCCCCGACCUCAGGAAGGAGAACAUCUGGACCGAGGAUGAUGACAAGGUGCUGAUCGAGGCGCACAAGGUCUACGGAAACCGUUGGUCUGCGAUUGCAAGGUGCCUCCCCGGCCGAUCGGAGAACUCCGUCAAGAACCACUGGAAUGCCACAAAGCGAAGCCUCAAGUCGAAGCGCCGACUGAAGAAGAAGAAGAGUGAACAAGCCGGCCCGGGCCAGCUUACCCUCCUUGAGGAGUACAUCCGCGGCAACACUCCGGCGACCCAGCCCACGGCGCCACCGACGGUGUCCUCGCCGCCGUCCGGCAUUGGGUACGGCGAUCCAGCCGAUCCACAUUGCGCGGCACAUGGGAUGACCGGCUCCAGCCCACCCGGGAUGGGGUUGUACCUCCAACCGGCCAACGCGGCAAGAUCAUCGUCCUAUGGAGGUACGAUGAACCUGAACUCGCCUUUGCCGGACCUCAACGCCUACGGCGGGGAGAUGCAGGAGCGAUUCUACCACUCGUCGACCUUCCCGCCUUACAACAACCUGCACUAUGGACUGCAAGAGCCACUCCCAGCGCCGGCGUUUCCGCUGAUGUUCAGCCCUCAAGGGCACCUGCAGGCUGCAUGCACGAACCUCAACCUGUUCCCCAUUGCUGAUCAGAACCCGGCGAGGAACGUGGAGUUCGAGGGCCGAUCCUCCCAAAUGGCCAACUGUGUCGGCCACUACGACAGCGAGACGGGGCCGAGCAGCGCCGGUGGCAGCAGCGACCCGGACGACGACGUCGUCCAGAUGGCCUCGAGGGAGUUCCUGACGCCGUCCGAAGACGAGGUUACACUUAACCUCAAUAGGUUCGAGUGA